CCCAUCAUGACAAUGCCACGCCACCUCUCUCGAAACAAUGAUCGCGAAUCUGUUGCUCAUUCUGGCCACGCUGCUUGUCCAGGCUGCUGCAGCCCCAGCGUGCAGGGCCGAAGUUACGACGGCAAAGCAAGGCACCUUUGUCGGCAACUGCCUGCAAGAGGUCGAAGAAUAUCAAGGCAUUCCAUACGCCCAGGCUAUCACAAGCCAACACCGCUUCACCAAGACAAAGCCAGUGCAAAGGUACACGUCGAGCAAGAAGCGCAAUGCCACCGUAGCCGGCCCCGUCUGCAGGCAGCCCCCUUUCGUCUACAAUGACCCUGGGGUGGCGUACAGCGAGGACUGCCUCUUUCUCAACGUCUACCGUCCUCGCAAUGUCAAGGGAAAGCUUCCCGUCAUGGUCUGGAUCCACGGUGGGGCGUUCUAUCAAGGCGCGGGCUCGGGCGCCCAAUUCAACGCGACCAGGCUCAUCCAGAGGGGACUCGAGCUCAACAAGCCGUUUGUCUACGUCUCACUCAACUACCGUCUGGGCGCGUUUGGCUUCCUCGGCGGAAAGGCCAUGGCCACGGCGGUCAAGAACGGCAACGCCACCCUCAAUGCCGGCUACUAUGAUCAGAGAGAGGCCUUGCACUGGGUCCAGCGCAACAUUGGCUCCUUUGGCGGCGACAAGAGCCGCGUGACGCUCCUUGGCGAGAGCGCUGGCGCCAACAGUGUAGGACAGCAGAUGUUGGCAAAUGAAGGCGACGUCCAGGGACUCUUUCGAGCGGGCAUCCUAGAGAGCGGCAGCCCAUCGCUCGCUCGUCGUUUGCCGCCCACUGACCCCUACGCACAGGACCGCUACGAGGUGUUCCUCGCUGAAGCUGGAUGCGACAUCUCGGCGUCCGACGAGGCACAGAUCGCUUGCCUCCGCAGCGCCACGUCUGACAAGCUCGACGCUGCCAACACAGUCGCGACAACGAACCAGCAGUCAGCCUUUAUCCCGCUGCAGGACGACUUCUUUGUGCGUGGACUGCCCUCGGCCCAGUUCAAGCGCGGCGCCUUUCCCUCGAUCCCCUUUAUCACGGGCGACAACGUCGACGAGGGCACCCUGUUUUCGGUGCCCCAGAACAUCACCUCCGACGCCGUCUUUGCUGAUGUGGUCCUGACGACGUACGGCGCACCCGUCAAGCCACUGAUCCCCGACAUCCUCAAGCUGUGGCCAAAUGAUCCCACUGUAGGCUCGCCGUACAUGCCCUUCUUGUUUGGCGACUCGCCCAACGACACGUACUUUGGCGAGAACAACCAGUUCAAGCGGCUCAGCUCCUUUGGCGGCGAUCUGCUCUUUGAGUCCGGCCGGCGCCAGCAGCUCCAUGCGGCAGUCAAGACGGGAAAGGCAAAGGCCUGGAGCUACCGCUUCGGACAGCCGCUCCCCCUCGCCCAGUUCAGCACCGGCCCCAACAAGGCAGACUAUCUCGGCGUACCCCACGCGUCAGAGAUCGAGUUUGUCUUCAACAAGCCCAUCCUGGCCGGCGAGCACAUCGGUGGGCUGCCAGAGCCGCAGCGCUCGUACGCGACCGACGACAAGCUCAAUCAGGUGGCGUCGAUCAUGUCGUCUGCCUGGAUCCACUUUGCCUAUCACCUCGAUCCCAACGGUGCAAAUGUGCCCCACUGGCCCGAGUACGGCUCGGAUGUCGACGACGGCGGCGCGGGCAUCAAUCUCUUCCUCCAGGGUGGCAAUGUCUCGCUGCAGCGCGACAGCUACCAGUGGGAACAGACGAGCUUCAUCCUCAAACAUCACGAGAACUUUUUCAUUUGA
Messenger RNA from Acaromyces ingoldii, 1792 nucleotides. RefSeq names its product alpha/beta-hydrolase. The record is from RefSeq and is a predicted model, not a curated record. Bases 38 to 1792 code for a protein of 584 amino acids. The transcript is spliced from 5 exons. NCBI's taxonomy places the organism in Eukaryota, Fungi, Basidiomycota, Exobasidiomycetes, Exobasidiales, Cryptobasidiaceae.